This is a messenger RNA of Linum tenue, 443 nucleotides long. The record is from the annotation of a GenBank genome assembly. NCBI's taxonomy places the organism in Eukaryota, Viridiplantae, Streptophyta, Magnoliopsida, Malpighiales, Linaceae.
AUGUUUGCUCAUCAGCAGUCGAGCUUGAAUCCGGACGCCCCGAUGUUCGCCCCCAUGGCUUACCAGGCGGUGGAGGACUUCUCCGAUCACUGGUGGUCGCUCAUCCAACCCUCCACCUGGUUCCGCGACUACUGGCUCCAGGAGCGCUACCAGGAUCCCCAAUUGACUUCUUCCUCCCCCACGACCUCGAUUUCCUCGACGACGGCGCCGAUUUCCUCCGCUUCUCCGGCGGCAAAUAUGAGGAGAAGGAGGAGGAAUUGGGGAUGAAAUGGGACAUGGUGUCGGUGGGAUCGACGAAAUGGAGGAAGAAUGAUCUGAAUCGGUCGCCGAGGUAUGCAGAGAAGGCGGCGAAGAUUGUGAAUGUGAAGAUGAGUCCGAGGACGAUUCAGCAGCCGAGGUAGAUUUGUUGGUAAUGAGUCAGGAAGUGAAUGGAGAGUUUGGGG